AUACCUGCCAACCUUUUGACUGUAAUAAAGUCUGCACACAUGAGUGUGUAUGUAUUGAUGAUUACUUUGGAUCUGAAUGCGAAGAUGUAAAUGGUGGAUUUUCCGAAUGGGGUUCAUAUGGAAGUUGUUCAAGAACAUGCGGAACCGGAAGUAAGACCAGAACGAGGGCAUGUGAUAACCCGACACCUGUUGGGACCGGAUCUGAUUGUGCUGGAAACACUUCAGAGACCGUUCCAUGUAGUACUGACCCUUGUCCAACUGUCUGUCCUAACGGUUCUACGCAAUUUAGCUGUACAUGCCGAAAUCAUGUAAUCAACAUGACGUCAGAGAACUUGUCGGAAGUUAUUGCUGCACUGAAGGAAGAAUUGAAAGUUGACAAAACCAAAACAAGUCUGAGUGUACGUCAGAAGACAAGUGUCGAAGACUCGCGGACAUCGGCAAAGACGAUUGGGGCUGUGGGAGCUGUGAUGUUGGCUGUUCCAUUUGUCUUAAUCAUUUUGUCAGAUCUGAAUAUUGUCUAUAAAUAUCUCAGCAAGAAUUCCGCAAAGAGACACACAUCACAUCAAGUAUGA
Molecule: messenger RNA, 572 nt
Organism: Ylistrum balloti
Lineage: Eukaryota; Metazoa; Mollusca; Bivalvia; Pectinida; Pectinidae
Product: thrombospondin-2-like
Exons: 4
Source: RefSeq, a predicted model, not a curated record